Messenger RNA from Microthlaspi erraticum, 390 nucleotides. The record is from the annotation of a GenBank genome assembly. Lineage: Eukaryota; Viridiplantae; Streptophyta; Magnoliopsida; Brassicales; Brassicaceae.
AUGAUCAUCAAGAGCAUAGAAGAUAAGGAUCUGCGGAUCAAGAUCAUGAGGGAAGAUACAGCUGCUGGUAUGUUACAAGCUCUUGAAAGAAUCUAUACAUCUCCAAGUAGAAAGAUUUACCUAAACCAGAAGCUUAAUGGUUUCAAGAUGAACGAGAGUCGGUCUGUUGAGGAAAAUAUCGAUGAGUUUCAGGGAUUGGUUUCUGAUCUGAGUUAUAAUAAUGUCUCUGUGUCUGAUGAAGAGCAGGUGUUACUUUUGUUACACUCUUUGCCAGAGAGAUUUGAUCAUCUUAGAGACGUGAUUCGGUAUUGUGGAAGAAACUUCACACCAGAUUAUGUCGUUUCUGCUGUGCUAACCAAAGAGUUAGAGUUUGACAGAAGAGAGAGGUAA